This is a messenger RNA of Cebus imitator (Panamanian white-faced capuchin), 2289 nucleotides long. RefSeq names its product POTE ankyrin domain family member A-like. Lineage: Eukaryota; Metazoa; Chordata; Mammalia; Primates; Cebidae. Bases 1 to 2289 code for a protein of 762 amino acids. The record is from RefSeq and is a predicted model, not a curated record. The transcript has 15 exons. Gene Ontology annotation, molecular function: protein binding.
AUGGGGGCCGAGGUUUCUCCAAAGCCGUCUGCUUCCCCUAUGAAGAAGCCCUUUGGCCUCAGGAGCACGAUGGGCAAGUGGUGCUGCCAUUGCUUCCCCUGCUGCUGGGGGAGUGGCAAGAACAACGUGGGCGCUUGGGGAGACCACGACGACAGCGCCUUCAGGGAGCCAAGGUACCACGUCCGUCGAGAAGAUCUGGGCAAGCUCCACAGAGCUGCCUGGAGGGGUAAAGUCCCCAGAGCGGAUCUCAUCAUCAUGCUCAGGGGCCCCGGCGUGAACAAGAGAGACAAAAAGAAGAGGACUGCUCUCCAUUUGGCUUGUGCCAGUGGAAAUCCAGAAGUAGUAAAACUCCUGUUGGACAGACAAUGUGACCUUCAUGUCUUUGAUAGCAAAAAGAGGACAGCGCUAAUAAAGGCCAUACAAUGCCAAGAAGAUGAAAGUGCAUUAAUGUUACUAGAACAUGGCACUGAUCCAAAUAUUCCCGAUGUGUAUGGCAAUACCACAUUACACUAUGCGGUCUACAAUGAAGACAAAUUAAUGGCCAAAACACUGCUUUUAUACGGUGCUGACAUUGACUCAGCAAACAAGAGUGGCCUGACACCACUUUUGCUGGGCGUACAUGGACAAAAAGAGCAAAUGGUGAAAUUUUUAGUCAAGAAAAAAGCUAAUUUAAAUGCACUUGAUAGGUUUGGAAGAACUGCUCUCAUACUUGCUGUGUGUCGUGGAUCAGCAAGCAUAGUUAGCAUUCUACUUCAGCAAAGUAUCGAUGUAUUCUCUCGAGAUGCAUCUGGACGGACUGCUGAAGAUUACGCAGUUUCCAGUCGUCAUGAUAUAAUUUGCCAGUUACUUUCUGACUACAAAGAAAAACAGAUGUCCAAAAGCUCUUCUCAAAACAGUAAUCCAGAACAAGACUUAAAGAUGACAUCAGAGGAAGAGCCUCAAAGGCUUAAAGGAAGUGAAAAUAGCCAGCCAGAGAAAAUGUCUCAAGAACCAGACAUAAAUAAGGAUUGUGAUAGAGAGGCUGAAGAAGAAAUGCAGAAGCAUGGAAGUAAUAAUGUGGGAUUAUCCGAAAACCUGACUAAUGGUGUUGCUCCUGGCAAUGGUGGUUAUGGCUUAAUUCAACGAAGAAGGAGCAGCAAACCUGAAAAUCAGCAAUUUUCUAGCACAGAGAAUGAAGAGUAUCACAAGCCUGAAGAGAAAUCUAAUGAAAACAACAAGGUCAAAAGCCCAAUACAUUCAGUGGAUGAUCUUGAUGACAUAAGUUGGCCAUCGGAAGUAGCCUCAGAGGAUUAUGAUUGGCUUUACUCUAAUUAUGUGACUUAUAUGUUGCUCAAUGAAGAACUCGACAUGGAUUUUAAUGAUUUUGCUAGCCUGUCAAAAAUCCAGGAUGCAGUUCUUUCCGAUGAACACUUACUAGAACUUCAAAAUAACCACUGGGAACAACUUACAGUAGAAAUUGAACAAAUGGAAAAUAUGAUUGAUGUACUAGAGAAGGAGCUAUCUGAAGCAAAGGAAACAAAAUUACAGUUACAGCAUCAAAAAGGUGAAUUUGAGCAAGAACUCUCCACUUUGAGAUUGACCUUAAAACAAGAAGAAGAGAAGAAAAGGAAUGCAGAUAUGUUGUACAAAAAAGGUAGAGAGGAGUUAAAAAGCAAACAAGAGGAAUAUGAAAAAGAAGUUGAAAUGAACCGACAACACAGACAGACUCUGCAAACACAAGCCAUGGAAUUGAGGACAAUAAGAAAGAAUUCAGAUCAGAUUUCUCUUAGCCAAAAGAAAGACGAAGAUCUCUUGCAUGAAAAUCGCAUAUUGCAAGAAGAACUUGCCAUGCUAAGACUGGAACUGGACACAACAAAACAUCAGAACCAGCUAAAGGAAAAGAAAUAUUUUGAAGACAUUGAAAGGGAGAAAGAAAAGAAUGAUAGUCUUCUAAAUGCUAUAAAAUUGACUGAGGAAGCAUUAGCGAAAGUAGCAUUUCAGUACAACGAACAGCUUAUCAUUUUGACAACUGAGAAUAAAAUGCUCAGUUCUGAGAUGAAGAAUGAAAAACAUCAGAAGAAAAGGCUGGAAACGGAAAUUCAGUCAUCUCAUGGUAGACUAGCUACUGCCCUACAUGAUGGUGACCAAAGUCAGCCAAAAGGGCACCCGGACCGGUGUAUUUUGUAUGGAGAACCGCGGCCCCGGUGCACCGACAAAGCAGCCACGCAGGGCAAAGCAGCAGCGCCGGCCGCGCUGGCCGAAAGAGCCGCGCUGGCGACCGUGGAGCUCCUCCGCCUGGGAAUUUCCUAG